Oryza brachyantha (malo sina) is the source of this 2865-nucleotide messenger RNA. RefSeq names its product U-box domain-containing protein 34. NCBI's taxonomy places the organism in Eukaryota, Viridiplantae, Streptophyta, Magnoliopsida, Poales, Poaceae. The coding region runs from base 201 to 2630 and encodes 809 amino acids. The transcript has 9 exons. Gene Ontology annotation, molecular function: ATP binding; protein kinase activity; ubiquitin-protein transferase activity. Gene Ontology annotation, biological process: protein phosphorylation; protein ubiquitination. The record is from RefSeq and is a predicted model, not a curated record.
UUGCUUCCCCUACCCCGCUUGAAGCCGGCGCGGUUUUAGCUGAGCUCGGUUGACUGACUCGCUCGCCUCCGCCUCCGCCUCCGCCUCGCCCACCGCCGUCGAGUGGGUUGGUUCACUUGGUUGGUUGGUUGGAUAGUGGAAUACUCGGUACUGUGGUUGGCGUCCGACGAGAUUCGGCGGCGCGGUCCCGAGGGCUGGGCAUGGCCGCCUCGUGUUCGUCUUCCUCGUCGUCCGCGUCCUCGGCGGGAGGGGACGGCGACGGCGGCGCCCGGGGUGCUGCUGAGGCGGCGGCGGGAGCGAUCGUCGUGGCGGUGGCCGUGCGAGGGGACGGCCGCGCCAGCCGCCGCGCGGCCAGGUGGGCUGCGGCUAACCUCGCCCCGGGGGCCGGCCGCGUCGCGCUCGUCCACGUCAUGCCGCCCGUCUCCUUCGUCCCCUCCCCCUCGGGGGAGAGGGUGCCGGUGGAGAAGAUGGACGCAGUGACGGUGGAGAUGUACGCGCAGGACCGCCGCGCGCGGGCGCAGGAGGAGGUCUUCCUCCCCUUGCGCCGCCUCCUCGGCCGCACAAGCGUGGAGACGGUGGUUCUGGAGGCGGAUAGCGUGCCGGCGGCGCUGGUGAGGUACAUGGCGGAGUCCGGCGUCCGCAACCUGGUGGUUGGAUCCACCUCCAUCAACUGGUUCAGGAGGAUAUUUCGGCUCCGAGAUGUUCCCUCUACCGUCCUGAAAGCUAUGCCGUGCUCAUGCAAUGUAUUUGUUGUGUCCAGGCACAGAUUAACUAUUAAGCUUGCAAAUCAGGCUCGGACAGGAAAGUCAAGCACGCGUGUAAGGACCCAGUCGAUUAGUCAUAGAUCAUUUUCCCACAUACAGAAGAACUGGCUGCUAGACAAACAAUCAUUGCAUGACCACCUUGACGAUGGCAUACUAAAAUCUUCUGGAGAUACGAGUUCUGAUGCAGGCUCUCAUACCUGCAGCUCUCGUAGCAUUUCUACUAAUGCUGGUAAAAGUUCAGGAAGUCAUGGAAGAAGCCUUUUUGGAAGCUUAGGGCGAAAGACACCAGGCAGAGAUGUCAACAAGGAUUUUGAUGCUAAUGACCGAUUGAAGGAAGUCCCUUAUGUUGCCUUGAGCGCAAUUGAUGAGCAUGAUUUUCAGUCUCAACCUGUAGAUGAAGUAGCAAAACUGAGAAAGGAGCUGCAGGAUACAUUAACGAUGUAUGAUAAAGCAUGUGAAGAUCUCGUCCAUGCUAAGAAAAAGGUAGAUCUAAGCCAAGAUAAGAUUGAGGUUCUUUCCAGUGAGUGUAGUGAGGAAGCGAAGAAGGUGCAAGAUGCACUACAGAGAGAGGUAUUGUUGAAGCAGAAGGUCGCAGAUGAGAAGGCCAAGCAUCUAGAAGCUGUUACAGAAGUUGAGAUGGCAAAAACUUUGUUCACUCAGGAGGCUUAUUCCAAGCAUAAGGCUGAAAUAGUAGCUAAUAUGGUGACUGCUGAAAAUGCAAAUUUUAUGGAUGCUCUCUUGUCAACAGGCAAAAGUUGCCGGCGGUACUCAAAACGUGAAAUACAGCUCGCCACUGAUAACUUCUCUGAUGCAAAGAAGAUUGGUGAGGGGGGCUAUGGGAAUGUGUACAGGUGUACCCUCGAUCAUACUGAAGUAGCUGUCAAGGUUAUUCAGCAAGAUUCCAGUGACAAGAUUGAUGAGUUCUUGAGAGAGGUUGAGAUCCUCAGUCAACUUCACCAUCCUAACUUGGUGCUGCUUCUUGGUUUCUGUCCUGAAAUUGGGUGCCUUGUGUAUGAAUACAUGGAGAAUGGAAGUCUGGAAGAUCAACUUAUUAGUAACAAAGGUCAGCAAUCACUCCAUUGGUUCCUGCGCAUCCAAAUUAUCUUUGAGGUGUCUUGCGGGCUUGCUUUCUUGCAUGCAACAAAACCAGAACCCAUUGUUCAUCGUGACCUGAAGCCUGGAAACAUCUUGCUGAACAAGAACUAUGUUAGCAAAAUUGGCGAUGUAGGUCUUGCCAAGCUCAUAUCAGAUAUUGUGCCAGAAGGGCUUACAGAGUACAGAGACACUGCAGUUGCCGGCACACUGUAUUACAUGGAUCCGGAGUACCAAUUAACUGGGACAAUUCGUCCGAAAUCUGAUGUUUAUGCUCUGGGGAUCAUCAUUCUUCAGCUGCUAUCUGGUAAACGUCCACACGGGCUGAUAGUCAGUGCAGAGGAGGCAAUCAAGAAAGGCUCAAUUUCCGAUAUUCUUGACAAGUCACAGAUUGAUUGGCCGAUUGCUGAGGCAGAAAUAUUGGCAAAACUAGCGUUGCGGUGUACAGCCUUAAAAUGCAGGGACAGGCCUAGCCUCGAAUCAGAGGUGCUGCCAGAGCUCGAAAGCAUUCUGAGCAGGGUUACUGCUUCUCCCACAUUAACAAGUCCAAAUACGGCUGUCCCAAGCCACUUCAUCUGCCCUAUAUUGCAGGAGGUAAUGGAUGACCCUUAUGUUGCUGCUGAUGGGCACACCUAUGAGCACAUGGCAAUAAAAGCUUGGCUGAAGAAACAUAAGACAUCCCCUGUCACCAAACAAAGGCUCCCAUAUUUGUCCAUAAUUCCCAACCAUUCCUUGCGUGUGGCAAUACAACAAUGGAAAUCGCAGUUAGCUUAAUGUAGCCAUGAGGUUUACUACUUUCUUUGUGGUUUGUGUAAUUUGAUUAGUUAGUAUUUUUAUGUUCCACUGAGAUAGCUGUACAGCAUAGUAGCAGAGACAUGGUUUUGUUAGCUUAAGGAUGAAAGUAAGCCUAACAUGGCUUGCUAUUCAAAACUCAAGACAUGAAAACAGAUGCUGAAUUCAAUCCCCUCUAAUGCCAGUGUGGUUUGGUGGCAACCAAAAUUCCCUUGUA